CCAAUAAAGAUCACGAAGAAUGAUAAAAUAAUAUUAACAAUAUGAUAGAGAGACUUUGUUGUUGUUGUUUUUUUUCAGCCUGAAAUGAGAACAGUUCCUGAUCAUAUACCGAGACCAGAUUAUGCUUCACAUCCAGAAGGUGAACCAUUGUCAGAGAGAGCAAUGCGGGGAAACAACAGUAUUAGAAUACUAACAGAUGAGGAACAAGAGGGAGUGAAACAAGCUUGUAGAAUAGGUAGAGAGGUACUAGAUAUCGCAGCAAAGGCUAUUGGUAUAGGUGUCACUACUGCUGAAAUUGAUACUGCAGUUUAUCAGGCAUGUAUAGACAGACAAUGUUACCCUUCACCUUUGAAUUAUUAUUGUUUUCCUGCAUCAUGUUGUACGUCAGUAAAUGAGGUUAUAUGCCAUGGAAUUCCAGAUUCUAGAAAACUGGAAGAUGGUGAUAUAGUUAAUGUGGAUAUAUCAGUGUAUUAUAAAGGUUACCAUGGAGAUUUAAAUGAGACAUUUUUUGUGGGUAAUGUUGAUGAAAAAUACAAGAAGUUGGUGAAGGUUACCUGGGAAUGUCUAGAUAAUGCCAUUAAAGAAGUUAAACCUGGUGUGCGGUACCGAGACAUUGGUGCAGUGAUACAAAAACACGCUCAGGCUAACGGUUUCUCUGUGGUGCGUAGUUACUGCGGUCAUGGAAUACACCAAUUGUUUCACACAGCUCCAAGUGUUCCUCACUAUGCCAAAAACAAAGCAAUUGGUGUUAUGAAACCAGGUCAUUGUUUUACCAUCGAGCCUAUGAUAAAUGAAGGAACAUGGAGAGAUGAGACCUGGCCUGAUAAAUGGACAGCAGUGACAGAGGACGGGAAACGAUCUGCUCAAUUUGAACACACCCUUCUAGUAACAGAAACAGGCUGUGAGAUACUGACAAGAAGACUGGAGAAAGAUGGGCAGCCUCAUUUCAUGGACCAGUUGAAGUGAACUUUGUCGUCUGCUUAGGUCAUAAAAAAUUUAACAAAUUAAGAAUUGAUAAAAAAAAAAAGCUGGGAAAAAAUGCUUUAUUCUGAACCACUUUUCAUCAAAAUUCAUGUGCUUUUCACUAGAUUCUUAUUGAGUCAAGAUCAGUUAACAAAUAGUUGUAUUUUGUUACACACCUAUAUAAGUUUUUGUGAAUUAAAUAUUCAGUUUAAUAGUGAUUAACCUACUUUUGAAAAUUUCAUUUUUUUAACCCAUUUGUUUGCAAAACAAUUAAUUUGCUUAAUGAAGUUUGGAAUGUAAGACAUUUAAAUGAUGUAUUACAACAACUUCCAGUUUUUUAUACCUUUAAAUGUAGGUAUUUAAGAUUUAUUUUCCCUUUUUGGUUAUGCUGUGUUUUAAAUGUUGAAGUUUUAAAUGUUAAAUGUUAAGAUUGGUUUACUGUAUGACAGUGUAGUAUCUGGACUCAGAUGCUCUCUUUAGUUUUGUAAGGAGUUAACCUUCACCUGAUUUUCACGAUGCAUUAAUCAAUAAUUACAGUAUAAACACAGGUGACUGUAAGAAUGCUAGCUUUGAAACAAACUAUGUUUGAAUACAUGUGGUGAUACUUCAUUAUAAAAAUAACCCACAAUUUAUUGGAAGCCUUUAGUUUCUGAUAAAGCAAUUCCAUACAUAUAUAAUUUGCUAGCAGAAGUAAUUUCUCAUUAUCACUGAUUACAUUGAUCUUUUCUUGUAUAUUGUGAUAUUUAACCUUUGAUCUAUGUACCGGAUUGGGUUUGUGUAGAAUGCCUGAUCUGAUUCUGUUUGUAAUUUUUGUUCAAAAGUAUGAUUUUCAGUUACAGUUACAAACUAGUUCUUGUUACAAAGUCUUUGAUUUAUUUUUGUUGCAAAGUUCCUUCAAACUAUUCAACUUUUCUAUAAUAAAGUUUGACAUUUAUAAUUAAGGACUUUCAAGUGGUAUAUAGAGUUGAGCUGGUUUAUGAAAGGUCAUAUUUUCAAGCAAGGUGCUUAUAGAUAUAAUUUAACUAAUGUACAGUAUGCCACAUCUUCUAGUCUUGUCCAUCAGAAAAAUUGCUGUUACAGUGUCAGUUUUAGUUGUUCAAGUUGAAAUUUAAAGGCAAAUAAUGUUGUGUCAGAUUAGAAAGUAGUUUUGUAUAUUUUGCCUUGGUUAUUUAAUCUCAGGAUAUUGAAAAUUGAACUUGAUUAUAAUUUUACUGCUUUCCCUAUUUAAUUUGAAAGGGAAUAUAAUAGGAAAAUUGAUUACGCAAACAAAUCACAAAGUAAACUAUCCAAUUCUAGUUUUAUGUUCAAUUGAUAAACAUGUGUCAUCACUUGUUUCCGAACAGAGGGAGGUUACAGGAGUGGCCUUUGUACACCAUUUUGCCAAAACACGGCUAUAAGUAGAUCUACCUUUAAUUGACUUGCAUCAUCAACACCAAACUUUGUAUAAAGCCUUUGAGGAUGUUAGGAUUGCUACAACGAACUUACCUUUCACAUUGUUACACACAAGAUCACAUGUAAGAUGGACAAUUUUACAACAUCUUCUUAUAAACCAUUGUUGUAUUUACUAUGUUUAGCAAAACAGAGCCUUUUUGUUUGCUCUGCACUUUUGUACACUGCAUAAUAUAAUGCUUCUUAGUGCAAAACGAAUUUCAGCCUAGAACUUUAUGUUAUAAUCACUUUUUGAUGUUUAUGACUAGUUAAAGUUUUACUUGAUACAUCAUCAUUAUAUGAUCUAUCUGUACUUCUGUUUGAUUAAGCCUUUUAGUUUUUUUUGAAAGUAAAUGAUACAUUAUUUUUCACAGCCCAGUUGUUUUAAUCUGUCAAAGAUUGUAUACACUUAUACAAUGUAUAUGUAUUUUUCUGGAUUUUGAUGAUAUUAAAGAAAAAACCAAUUUUAAAACUAAAUUUUAUCCAUUUUUUGAAUACAAAGCUUUGAAAGGGAUGAUUAAAUACCCAAAACUUGCAUUAAUAUCUCCAUAGUGUUUCUGUAUUUUGUGAUUUAAAUAAAAAAACAAAUUUGCAGUCAUACGUCACAUUGGAAAGGUUUACUCCAUAGCAACCAUUUCUGUAUACAUGUAUCUUUAUUUAUAUCAUAUAAUGUAAGUUUGAAUAUAGAAAUCAACUCUAGUUUCAAUUUAAAAAUAUAUAUCUUACAGUUAGAUAUUUCUAGUUGAGAAAGUUAAAAAUAAGGAAGAAUGUUUAUAAUUAUUUCAAAUUUAUUUUUGGAAAUAUGCCAUUAAGCUCUAUUUUUUUAUGGAAUGGACAAUUAAUUAUAUUUCAAACUGAGAGAAUCUCCUUAUGUGAGAGGUUAAGUUACUUGCAUUAAUAAUAAAUCAUUUGCUGCUGGGAGAUAUGUAGCCAUGUGCUUGCUUAUUUGAAAUAAUGUACAGUAAUGUAUGUACUGAAUGUAUGCAAGGAAAUGACUUAAAAACUUUUAAGACUUACCAUGAUGUAAUUAAGUAAUGGACUUUUUUUUAUAUGAUUAUCAUUUUACAAUGCUGCCAUGUAAUGGUUUAUAGCUUUGUGUGUCAGUGUCAGCCCAUAAACCAGACCUUGGAAAGUUGUCUGACUAGAACACUAGGCUAUACAGUCUAAAGAUCUUGUGUUUAAGUUGACCAUGACUAGAUGGCCCCUAUUGAUUGUGAGGUUAAGUUGGUUAAGAUUAAGGUCAUUGACCUUGAUCACAAAAUGCAUGUCACACUGAUAACCAGAGAACACUGUGACCUUGGUGAAAGGUCACAGUAACAGAGUUGGUAGGGUGCACACAUAUUUCUAGUUUGUAUAUGAAACAUGUUCAUAUUCCUGUCACUUGUUGAAUUAUACAAUCAUAACUUAGCAUGUAAAAUUAUCUUUUGAAUAAAUUAUUUGAUAUUAAACAACUA
Ruditapes philippinarum (Manila clam) is the source of this 3845-nucleotide messenger RNA. RefSeq names its product methionine aminopeptidase 1-like. The transcript has 10 exons. NCBI's taxonomy places the organism in Eukaryota, Metazoa, Mollusca, Bivalvia, Venerida, Veneridae. Gene Ontology annotation, biological process: proteolysis. The coding region runs from base 85 to 966 and encodes 293 amino acids. The record is from RefSeq and is a predicted model, not a curated record. Gene Ontology annotation, molecular function: metalloaminopeptidase activity.